Erigeron canadensis is the source of this 934-nucleotide messenger RNA. RefSeq lists its product as uncharacterized. Bases 156 to 782 code for a protein of 208 amino acids. The record is from RefSeq and is a predicted model, not a curated record. The transcript is spliced from 2 exons. NCBI's taxonomy places the organism in Eukaryota, Viridiplantae, Streptophyta, Magnoliopsida, Asterales, Asteraceae.
UCAGGCACUCCUCCUUAAACAAGAGCUACAAGCAAUGCAUAUAUUCUUUUUCUCUACAUAACUUGUUAUUGUGAUCCUCCUAAAUCUUAUAUGCCACAUACAUAUAUAGGUAUGCUCAUCUCCCUUGAUCUCAUCUCUCAAAAAACUCUUGGAAAAUGGAUUUAAACCCCAAAGAUCCCAUUUUCACCAGUCAACAAACAGACUCUAGCUUCAUACUCACAUCCCACCUUCAAGAGUAUGGAAGGAGGAACAUAAACAUUGAGAUAAAUGAGGAUGGGAGUAUAAUCACAAUAAGUGGUGAACAAGCGGAAAAGAUGAAAGGAUUUCGCAGAACCUUUAGAAUCCCAGAGGGAGUGGUUCUAGAUAAAGUCAAGGCUAGGUUUGACCAAGAUGUGUCAAGACUCACUAUUAAGAUGCCAAAAUUAGUAAAGGGGCUCAUGGGGACCGGGAUUCAGGGAUUGGAAGACACUGGCAAAGGAGACACAUCAAAGCAAGAAAGCCAUCAAGAAAUACAAGAGGGACAUGUCAUGUCCAAUGGAACAAAAGACCAGCAACAUAAGAUAACCCAGUCUGAAGACCAAGAAUCUGUCUAUGAUAAAGAUAAACAAGUGGCGAAAAUUGAAGAACAGAAUGCCACUCAUGAAGCAAAACCGUAUCAACAGAGUUCGACUAAUAUCUCUAUUCCUAUCCUAGCCGGAUCAUCAGCGUUAUUUGUUUCUCUUAUUGUCAUAGCUUUUAAUUUCUUUCGAUCAAGGCAUGAAUCAAACCAAAAGAGGCAUUAGCUCAAACGUAGCCUAGCUUAUGUCCAAUAUUCUAUUUAUUUGUUUACAUGGUUUUGUGAAAUAACCUGUUUUAAGUAAACGUUGAAUAUUAAUUUGAUCGCUCUAGAAUGACAUGAUAAAACUUCAAAUAAUGUAUGGGUUGUUACUUGUUU